Molecule: messenger RNA, 2612 nt
Organism: Ruditapes philippinarum (Manila clam)
Lineage: Eukaryota; Metazoa; Mollusca; Bivalvia; Venerida; Veneridae
Exons: 2
Coding region: 293-2080 (595 amino acids)
Source: RefSeq, a predicted model, not a curated record
AUGGGUAAAACUAACGGAAAUACAGGUCUGGUGUGCAAAAAGUCGCAUUUGUCACCAGCACCAGUUGCAUUUAUUUAUAAACACAGUUUACCAUAAAACACGAUUCAUUCACUUUAACUACGCUAUUAACAAUUUCUUUAAAGGGAAGUAACUUCGAUGACACAGGAAAAGGAAAUAAGUAAUUGCCUUUUUUUAUCUGAACACACUAGGAAGUUAAAACGGAGAAACUUGUCAUCAUAAAAGGGAAACAAAAGUUUUGAUCAGUAUCGUGUUGAGACAAAUUCAAGUAAGAAUGUUUCAAGAACCUGACUUCAGAGAAAGCCUAUCACUGAUGCUAUCAGAGGUUUUAGAUGAUAUUGAACUCAACGAAAGGAGGGUGAUUAGAGGAAGAAAAGUAAACAUGCUGAGAGAGACUAUGAGUAAUUUGACAUUAAGGUCAACUGGUGUCAAUGAAACCACACAUUAUCUAGGGAGUCACAGUGAAUGUACAACUACCAUAGGGCUUCAAUCAGACUUUGAUCAAUUAUUCUGUAGUCAUCAAUUCAAUAUAAUAGGAAACUGGUCAGAGUGGGAACAUGGCAAGGAAAACUACCUUUUGAUACAGGAUGAAAACACCACCCCUGGAUAUUGUUUCCUACAACUGCUCAGAUCUGAUGAACCUAAGCCUGCUACUGUCAUUCCAGAUGAAUACAACAUAAUUGAUAGAAGAGGAAGAAUAAUGUUUAAGAACACGAUGAAAACUGAUUUUCUUCAGGGUGGUGAAGAACAACAUGGACCAUCAAUUGCUUCACAAGGACAACAUGGAAUUUGUGAUAGAGACAGAGUAUUAGCUUUUCCCUGUAAAUCAUGGCCUCAGUCUGCAUCAGGUUGGUUAGAGAGAUAUGGUAUGGGGAGAUGGCCAACCCAAAAGAUGAAAAUAUAUGCAGCCAGCACUCCAUGUUUUGUUGUUCCAACUGGAAGUAAGGUCAGUGUAAAUCCUGAACUGGAAUGGAGAAUAUCUACAUCACUGGCAGAAAGAUGUCUGAUAUUUAAUCUAAAUAUAACACAAAUAAGAUGUUAUGUUUUAAUGAAGAUGAUUCUUAAAUCAUUUCUGAAUCCUCAAGGGCAAAAGAACAUAUCAAGCUAUAUGUGUAAAACAGUUCUAUUACACUGUAUUGAAAAUACAGAACUAAGUAUAUGGAAUGAGAACAAUUUAUUGACAUGUUUAACUUACUGCUUUCUUAAAUUACAUAGUUGUGUAAAGAAUGCUCAUUGUUCACAUUUUAUAAUAUCUGAAAACAAUUUGAUGGCAGGACAAUUUACAGCUGAUGUAAAACAAGAACUUUUAGAAAAAAUAAGUGACUUUAUACAGAAUGAUGGGCAAAUGUUACUUGGAAUUGAUAUUGAUGAUCUUGGAUGUAAAAUUCAAGCUAAACUUAACAUUGUACCACAACGAGCAUAUGAUUUUCCUUCUUCUCGUCUGAUAAGUGAGAGGUUGUCUACAUUAGAGUAUAUAAACAUUGCAAAUCAUAUAAGUGUUAAUAACAGACAAAUAUUAAAUGAUUUACAUAAUAAAAAUAUAAGAAUUAUGAAACAAACUGUAGAAAGAUUACUGUCUUACAGUAAAUAUGGUAACAGAAUAGAACAUGUUUCAUGCAAGUUGCUUACUCCGUUUCUUUUUACCACAUAUGGAUCUGCCCUGGCUUCAUCUAGCAUUAGGGAUACUAAUCAGAUGUCACCUGAAGCAUUGAUUUGGCUAUCGGCUGGAUUGAACUCUGAUAUCUCGUCUAGCAGACUCAAACUGGCAUCAAUGUUCUAUAGAACAGGAUAUAUGGAGAAAGCUGAACUAAUUUUAAGACACACUGAAAGACCAAUUUACUUUUAUCCCAUUUUAGCUGUCUGUGGGUGCUGGGAGAGGCCUCAACCAGUUGUAACAGUAGAAUUUAUCAAGGUAUGCAACGAACAAAAUGAGGACUGUAUCAAACAUAUUACAGCGUUUUGUGUCAGAUUCAUACAGGAGGAGAUCAACUGUGUUCCUCGUGAGUUACAAUAUGAAAUGUUCAGAUCUACACAAGAUGACAUGUUACACAGAAAUCAUUAAACUGUUGGAUGGACUGGGCUGUAGUUGAUUCUAUACCUUUCCUGUACUUUCUACAAUAUAAGAUCUACAUCCAUCUACGGAGAUAUCAAGAUCAACAACAAUCGCUCAGUAAACUUAUAAGAUCCAUUGAACAGGUGAAAACCUUGGACACAGAGAAACUGCUCUCAAUAUGUUAGGGCAAUGUAUGGAACAAGAAAAAAGACCACAAAUUGCAUUGAAAUGCUACCUAUUUUCUCUUCAACAAAGGUCAAGACACAAUGCAGCUAAUUUCCAUAUAUGUCGGCUGCUAUCUAGUUUACUUGCCGACCAAUAAACUGCAGAAUAUUUCCAGGUGUUGGAUCUUGUUGGCCCAUUAUGUUGGGAAAGGCAAAUCUUCAUCAUUAUUCAGAAAAGUACAAAUGUAUUUAAUAACUUGACAGAACCGUCCAUGAACAGUCUCAAUCAAAUCGAGCCUGCAACAUUUUCAAUGUAAAUACGAACACCCCAGGUAUUAUCAUUAAAGUUUGAAUCUGAUCGUUUCAAACAUGUUAAG